AAGCCUUCAACAGCAUUUGAUCAUUGGAUGCAGCUCAAUCUUCCAAUUCCUGAGGAUCCAAAAUAUUUGUCUGUCCACGUGUUUUUCGUUGAUCCGGAAAAGAAACCACUAAAGGUAAUUUUUGGUUAUUCGUUUUGUUUUAAACUCUCGCCUGGCGGAUAGAUCAGAAAAUUAUGCACUUUAUAAUGAAGGUAUCAAAUUUUGCGCAUUGAUAGCAUUUCAUAUCAUGGUUGCGACAAAACAGCGUUUUUCAUAAAAUUGUGAAAAUAAAUCUCUGAUAUAAGUCUCGGGAAUAUAUAUUCAAAAAAGGUGAAAUUUCAAGUUCACUUUUACUAGAUAUCACCUACAUCGUUAGAAAUGUCACGAAAACUGUAUAUACAACAUACAAGUGAUUAUGGUAUAAUUUUCCAAGUCAACCAAAUUUGAGGUAUUAACGCUCAAAUAUAUAUGAAGAAAAUGCAACGAAAUACCACAAAAUUUGCUUUUUCGCACGUUUAUUUAACAAUUAGUCAACGAAGCCGAGUUGACUAUUCGUUCAGAGACAACGAGGCUGAGUGAAAGUACGAAUGGAAAACAUAAUUGUUGGAUAAACAUGUAUUCAUUCAUCAGAGAAAGUCUGUCCUCUGGCACGUGUAUACAAUGUCUUGCACGAGAAAUCAUUAAAACCCAAACUCUUUGUUCUUUUCAUAUUCGAAGACCAACUUUAUAAUACAAACUCCCAAAGGAAGUCAAAUACGCUUUCGAACGUUCUUAAAUCUUUCAUGCUUAUUUUGCUUCCCACACUUGCAGAACUAGUAUGGUUCGAUGCUGAAUUGAUAUAAACGAGUAUGUUUAUGACAUUCAGUAUAUAGUUCAUAAUUUCCAGUCUUAAAUCUGUCUGACCGUGUAGCUCAAUUGGUAGAGCGUCGAUCUAGUAAUUCGAAGGUCGCGCGUUCAAGACCCAGCCGCGGCAGACAAUGUCUUUCUGCUUAUGGAAAUUAUGAAAUACACACUCGAGAACAUUUUCAACUUUGUUUCGGCGGGAUAUAUUGUAUUUUUCUGAAGCCAUGGCUCGUGACCACAAAUCAACCAAUCACGUUUGGUGUUUAACCUAUAGCUAUAUAUAACAAAGGGAUUUAUUACGUAAUUUUCUUUUGAGAACUCUGCUCUUUCGUAACCGUGAGCAAAUCUGAGAUGCCUCCAUAUCUAAAUAUAUUUGUCGCAUCAUAUGCUAUUAAGAGGGCGUCUCUGUAAGAGCGGACCACUCGAUCUGGGCUUCAAAAAUAGAUUUCUCUUAUAUUUCUACCGUCGAUACUCUCAUCUAUCCUAACUGCGAAACUGGAGUUAAGAUCGUUCUAACGUGGUUUUUACAAGUGCUGUAUGAGUUUUGGUCCCGCGGGACCCAAGUUAAUUAAAAUAUGCCGGUUUUCUGAAAUCGCCGAAGCCUACAAUCACAGUCCGCUUUCUCUAUUUUCCCUGCUAAUCGGAGCUUCGCUUUCGUGUCUGAGCUGCCCGAGAGUGCUCUUUCUACUAAGAAACAGUAAUAUAUAGCUGUUUAGUUGCACCUGGCAAAUAAAAAGAUUUUAGUAAUCGAGAUCCUUCAACGCAUGUGAUGUCAAAUUCGAGAAUUGUAGGUCCUACUGUAAAUAUUACAUUUUAACCUUCCAAAGUAGGAGAAAAGGUACAAUGUCUGCAAAAAUAUGUAUCCCUUCAACAUUUGCUAAAUCCGUAUUAGAUGAGAGUUUCUGGCCUAAAUUUGUCCAUUGUAAACUAUGGCAGCAAAAAGAGCAUGUUCGAAAAUCAGGCUCGCACACUAGAAAUGAAAAUGCUAAGACCCAAAGCUGUAAGGGACCCCAUUCAACUCUUGUAUAAUGGCUAAUCACAUACCAGUACGAAUAUCAGCUAGAAAAUGUUUAGUAAAAGAAUCUAAACCACGCCAUGCCUGCAGAAACCUAAUUAAUGUUAAAAUUAUCGGACGUAGUGAAACCAGCAAACCUAGACAAAUUCGUAAAUGUUUAUUGUUUAGUGCUGAAUGCUAGAUCGCUAGUUAAGUCUGAUACUUAUCCUGCACUAUAUAUAUGCUGAACUUAAUAGCAACAACAUUGAUCUCUGUUUUAUAUCUGAAACGUGGCUUCAUUCAGCUAUACCAAGUUCACUGAUUUGCCCUCCUGGUUACGGUAUUGCCAGGAAAGAUCGAGAAAAUACACGUGGAGGUGGUGUAGCGAUACUUUGUAGGAAUGAUUGGAGAAUGGAAAACAUACUAGAAGUAGAAAAUGUGUUCGAAUGCAUCUGGAUGAGAAUAAUAACUAAAAACUCUGUGUUUAGUGUUGUGCAGCAAUUUAUCACCCCCCAGGCGAUUAUAGCUAUGACGCCAAAGAAUUGAUAGACUAUUUGAUUGAUUCUUGUGAGCAAAUUUUAUUGCGUGAUCCAAAUAUGAAUAUUAUUAUUGCUGGAGACAUAAAUAAACUAAAUAUCCAUGAUCUACUUAGCCAGCAAACUCUUAUUCAAAUGGUCAAAACACCUACGAGAUGCAGCAAUAUUUUAGAUGUUUUUAUAACUAACGUUCCGCAUUAUUGGAAAAAAGUACAAGUAAGAAAAGGUCUAUUAAGAUCAGACCAUAACAUUAUUAUAACAUCUCACAGAGUUGUAGACUCGAGUCGUGUGACUUGGACUCGAGUCGGACUCAUGUCGCAAUUUUUGUGACUUGUGACUUGACUUGUUAAAGAGACUGAUGACUUGUGACUUGACUUGGACUUGGACAAAAUGACUUGUGACUUGACUUGGACUUGCAAGAAAUGACUUGUUACCAACGCAGGUCAAACGUAAAUAUCUAUAGUGAAAAUCAAGUUUUCCAAAAUCUUUGUGUUGAUCGAUCGAUCGUCGUGUUGUACAAUUUGGGAAACGACCUUAGUACAUAUCAAUGGCAUCGACAGAAUUUGUGCCGGCGCAUUGUCUGACAAAGCGUUUUUUUCGCGAUUUCGUGGUAAAAUUUCUGCCAUAAAAUAACGGCGCCAUAUUUACAUAUUUUGCCGUUUUGCGUGGAAAAACAUGGCCACAUGUGGUGAUAAAAUGACUUGUGACUUGACUUGAAUUGACUUGCCACUCGGAAUGACUUGCGACUUGACUUGACUUCGAUUUAGACAAAAUGACUUGUGACUUGACUUGACUUGAACUCAGACCAAAUGACUUGUGACUUGACUUGGACUUGCAGGAAAUGACUUGUGGCUUGACUUGGACUUGCAACAUAGGAGUCGUUAACAACUCUGACAUCUCAGAAAGAUACUAUAAAAGCUGAAAGAACAAAUUUAUUCUUCAGAGACGUGCGAGACAAUAGAAAACAAAGAAUGUUUAAUGAUUUAGACUCUGUCGACUGGUCUAAAAUAAUAAACGAUGAGCUUUCCUCUGAUGAGAUGGCUACUCAAUUUUACGAGACUCUAUGGCCUAAAUUUGAAACUUGUUUUCCAUUAAUAAAAGUUCGAUCAUCAUCGCGUGACCCACCGUUCAUGUCUCCGCUUGUUAAACACUUGUUAAAAAAGAGAAAGCAAGCAAUGAAAACGAAUGAUGAAGAGACAAUUACUCGCUUACAGAAUCAAAUUAAUCGUCUUAUCCACUCCAACCAGGUUAAUGCUGUUAAAAAUGAGAAAAAUGGAUCUAAGAAAUGGUGGAGUAAAGUUAACAGCAUGACUGGAAGAAAAGCAAACACUUUACCAGUUAGUUGUAUAAUAGUGCCAAGUGUAAUAAACACUUACUUUCAAGGCAUAAAUACUGACCCUGAAUACACUGCUCCCCAGUUGCUGUCGAUCCCUAAGGACACCAGAAUCCCCUCGCUCUCAUUAGAUAUGGUGCACAAUUUUUUGCGAAAAUUGAAACGCACAACAUCGGGUCCUGAUGACAUACCAUACUGGUUUUGGAAGACAUAUGCAGAGAUAUUGACUCCUGUUAUAACGAGAAUAUUUAAUACUUCUCUGAAGAGUGGCAAGAUUCCGAAUGUUUGGAAACGAGCUGAUGUGAUACCCAGUCCAAAAGAAAACUCAAUUAAUUCAUGUUCCCAACUUAGGCCUAUCUCAUUAACAGAUAUCAUUAUGCGCCUAUUUGAGAAAUGUGUGUAUCAAAGUGAAGUCGCUGAUACAGUGUAUAAUUAUAUUGGGGAUGAUCAAUUUGCAUAUAAAAAGGGACAUAAUUCUACCAUGGCCCUAAUAAAAUAUCAACAUACAGUAUGUGGUUAAAAAGCCUUGAUGAAGGUGCUAAAUCAGAGUAAUCUCAUUUGACUUUAGUAAAGCAUUUGAUAGUGUCCCACACGAUAUAUUGUUUAAUAAAAUCAAGAAAAUACCCAUUAAUCCAUAUAUCAUAAACUGGAUGAUCGACGUUUUGAACAACCGCAGACAGAGAGUGAAAUUUGAUGGUGUCACAACUGAAUUUCUAGACAUUAAUCGUGGUACCCCAGGGUACUGUACUUGGGCCUAUAAUGUUUACUAUAAUGGUCAAUGAUAUCAAGGCGGUGAGUCUCUCCAAUGAUUUAUCCAAAUUUGCUGAUGAUAUUGCAAUAAUAGCACCAGUUUCUGAUUACGAAGAUUCAGCUGGGGAUGAAGUAGAAAACAUGAAGCUAUGGUCAAACGAGAAUAGAAUGUCUUUAAACAUGGAGAAAACCUAUGAAAUGGUAGUUCGCGGAAAAGUGCCCCUUCCGGAUCACAUCCCAUCCAUAAAACGGAAAGAAUGGCUCAAAUUAUUGGGUGUCACGAUGGAAGACAUACCUGGUAAAUGGGAUAAACAUUUCGAAGAGACGAUGAAAAAAGCUAGUAGAAGAAUGUAUAUUCUAAGGGUUUGUAAACACUACGGGCUCUCUACACAUCAAUUGGAUCUUCUCUUCAAUAGUCUUGUAGUCUCUCUUUUCACCUUUGUAGUCGAAGUUUGGGGUGGAGCAUCGUACAACAAAUACGUAAGUCAAAUUGAUAAGUUUGUCAAUCGUGCCUAUAGAAAUGGUUAUACAAGCAACAGAUCAGAUUUUAAAGCAACAAUAUCGAACAGAGACAAGAAAUUAUGGUCAAGAAUUAUAAAUGAUGAUAAGAAUGCCUUACGCAAUCUUUUACCUAGUAAGUUAAAUCGAACUUUACGACGGAGAGGUCAUGACUUUGAACUACCAAUUGUUAAAACUGAGAGGUUCAAAAACGCGUUUAUAAAUAGAUGACUUUUCAAUUUUAUAUAAACUAUAUAUCUAUAUUCUUAUACCUUAGAAUUUUAAAGUACUAAAAAUUGAUGUAAAUAACAGUAAGAAUCAAAUGUUUUAUUCUUAAUAUGUAAACUCAGACGUUUGAUUUGAGUAGCGAAAUAAAGACUUUUAUUAUUAUUAUUAUUAUUAAUUAAUAAUAUGCAUUCGUCCCAAAUUUUGUAUGAAAUUACAGUAUAUUCAAAAAUCAUUUUAUAAUAUAGUAGCAACUGCAAUGAAUCAGAAUAGGCACAAAUACUGGUUUAGAAUAUCAGAAAUAAAAUGACUCGUAUGAUUUGAGAAAUUAAUUUAUUAUUACGCUAAUGUUUUGAUGAAGUAUUUUUAUCUGGGAUAUAAUAUACGUAAUUUAUUAUAUGGCAAGCAUUUUUUUUUUAUGAAUUGCGCAAUUUGAUUGGCUGCUGACGAGGCAGGAUUUUACGCAAUUUUUAUUGCCGAUUAUUAUUGAUGAGCUUUGUGAAUCUGGUGCGGACAAACAGAAGAUGACCAGCUUAAAAACUGAGUUGAAUGACGGCAUGAAGUAUCUGAAAACGACGUUCAAAACGGAUUGCAUGGAUGAAGAAAGCGAGUGCGAUGACCACUGUAGGCGCUUUGCCUUAAGCGAUAUUGGUGAUAAGGAUUUUCAAAAACAGUGUUCACAUCCAUCACAUCAUAUAUCUUGCGAGCGAUGUAACGAACUAAGAUUGGUAGUAGAUGAAAUAGAAGCCUGCAUAAAGAAUCAUUCCAGUAAUCUUUAUAGCGAAGAACAACGAGAUGAUCUACUCUAUGACUUCAACACGUCUAAGACCAAAAUCUUUGCAUGGAAGUGCCAUAUUAUGCGAGGCGUAAACCAGGAACAAGCAAAACAAGAUGCAAUACGUAAUUUGUCAGACAACUCUGCCCUCAUUAUAAUUGACUGGGCGAUGAAGUUCAAUCAAAUGAGGUGCAGAGAAAAACAGAAGGAGUGGUAUGGAAAACGCGGGCUCAGCUGGCAUAUUAGCAGCGUGGUGACUUAUAACAAGACUUAUAAUCCAAGACUACUCGUGUUUUGUCCUAUGCACAUCUAAUUGACUCCUGCUCACAGGACUGGUUUGCCGUGACUUCUAUUUUUGAAAGCCUCCUAGAGCGUAUCAAAGUUGAUUUUCCAAACGUGAAAACGGUAUGUGUUCGUUCUGAUGAGGCAGGCUGCCACUACCAACUUCCUUGCAGCAAUCCAGGAUGUAAGUGAUCGUUCUGGAAUUGCGGUUGAACGCUACGACGUUUCUGAGCCUCAACAGGGUAAGGACGUGUGUGAUAGAGUUCUUUGCCCAAUGAAGGCAUCAAUCAGGAGAUACUGCGCUGAAGGGAACGAUAUUUUGAACGCGUCUGAUAUGAGGAAAGCUUUGGAAGAGAGGCCAGUUAAGGUUACAGGACACCCUUUUUGGCGUUUUGUGGAAAAUCGCUACUGCGCGCUCAAAAUUAGUCCGAUUUUCAUCAAAUUUUCACCAAAUGUCAGCAAGUGCAUGCAAAAUAUGAUAAAGUUGUAAAAUUGACAAACAAUAAAAUAAUGUAAGAAUUAUUCAGGAAAAUCUUAAGUCGCGGUACCCGUUUACGCUUUUGAGUUAUGUUCCUGCUGGUUUUAAGAUAUAUUUAUGAAAAUAUCAUUUUUAUACAGUAAAAUAAAAAAUUGUGUUCGGAAAUUUUUGUUUAUUUCGUCAUUCAGCUGAUAUGGCGAUUUCUUUGACGACUGCAAUAUAUUUCUGAAUCGUUUGCGUGAAUUGCUCAUUAUUAAAAUACAAAGGCGAGCACAAUUUUCCAACUGACUUAUGUCCUGUGAAAAUUUGAGAAAAAUUCGUUAAAACCCGCAGGAGCACAACUCGUUUAAAAAUCAGUAAUUGCCGUAAAAUUCCUCGGGAGAAAAUUGAAUUUGAAUAUUACAUUUUCAAUGUUUUUCUUAUUGCAAGCGAAAUGUAUUUUAUUAAAUAACUCUGCGAGUUUUCAACAUUUUUCGUCCAAACUUGGUCAGAUAGUAGAACUAGUCUAAUGCUUUCAUGGAAACCAAUAAAACAAUUUUAGGCAAAAUUAACACUCAAAGGUGUUCAGUAACCUUAAGGGGACACAGCAGCUGUCUGCACUUUAGAUGAAUCCAGUGAAAAUCUUAAAGUACUGAAAAUCAAAAACUUCAGUGAUUUGCAUAACUUUCAAUAUGAAAAAGAAGGAUUGCGUACCUGGAGAGCCUACGAUGUCGGUCCUGGGAAGCUCAUACCAUGGGAGUCCGUAUAUGUAAAACAUCAAGGAACGACCAACAUAUCAUUAGACGAAGGACAAAGUUUCUUCAACUUCAGUGAAACAAGACAGCUAGAAACUCCAGAAACGACCAAGAAACUCCAGAAAACACGAUUGACAACGAUAAUCAGCCAUCGCUAUUUGUUUAUCCUGAAGAAGGAUAUAGCUAUAACUCUUCCAGAACUCGAGCUUCACAUGGCCGUUGGCUUGCAUGAAAUCCAAGCAAAAAGAAUGAAACAUUUUACGAUUGAAUUCGUCGAGACUGGGCGACUAAAUUUUCAGGCAUUGAUUCCUACGUGCAGUCCAAACCAACUGGAUUACCAUCUUAUAUGUCCAAUAAAGAAAUUUCUUCGCGGCUUGGCAUCGGCUGGCUUUAAAACCAAGACCAGGAAACACUCGUUUUACAGAAAACGUGACAGCACAGUACAACAUGGGGGGAAGGACUGGUAGAAAAGCAGACCUUGAGCAACUUGCGUCGGAAAUGCGCUGCGCAAAAAAUGAAAAAAGUGAAAGACAUUUCAAAAGAGAAGAGUGGUUAUCGAAGACGCAAAUUGCAGGGGUUUUUUCACGACUUUCUGCCGCACGAAAAAGAUCCUCAAAUCAGAAUUCUUCCAAUGAAAACGUACACUCGGAUCCAGAUACAGAUGACGAAGAUGUAAUACGGGAAUCAGAACGGCUCAGUUUGCUUGAAGAAAUCAGAGACAGUAUAGGUCUACGACACCCAAUUGUAUACGAUGUAUAUGAUCUAUGCGACUAUUACCACAAAGAGAAAAUCGCGGUAUUCAAUAUUGCUAUGCUGAAAGAUAUACCAGACUACUUCGAAGUACUGUAUAGAUCUAAAGACCGAAAGUCGGAACUUGUUUGGUUGGUCGGAGAAAUCAUUCAAGAAUGCGAGUGUAGUCAGGAAAAACAUUGACUGAAAUAGUUGAUGCAGCAUAAUGACUAUUGCGCUGACCCCUAUUCCAAUAAUCGUUGCCGUAGCCAAAGCAACAGUUCACACUCGAAAGAUUGCAAAGGAUUCAAUAGUUUCUCCCGAAUUUGACGUACUCAUAGCAUAUGUAAAACAUAAUGACAGUGUAUUCAAGAUGUCAAAUACACUGGACGUGGAAAAAAAACAUUUGUCUGUAAAAGCAGUUAAAGAAUUGGAUAAAAUGUUCAAAACGCCCUAUGCACCAAAAAUAUCAAAAAGUCAGUAUUAGAGGUUUCUAGGUUAUAUACACCAUGUAUUAUAGAAAGUAGUGUUGUUUAUUAAGCCUGGUGUAUCUACCGUUCAGUUAAAAAAAUGAAGUGCAUGAAAUAAAAAGUUUUGGACAAUAAUCUGACUCAAUAUGAACGCGCAUUUAGGAAAUAAAAAAAAACUAAGUAUAUUGGCUGGAGCUGCUUUCCAACAUCUACCUAUCGAAAUUUGUCGUUUUGGAACUAAUUUUUUUCUUUAGCAGAUGAAUUUUACCUUUUGUGAUGCAUUCUGAAUGCGUAAUGAGCGAUUGUGAGGAUGUCACCUUUGGAAUUUUAAUUGAAUUAAAACAAAAAAUGUAAACAACACGCGCAUGAGCAGAACGGACUUGACUUCCACUUUAGAAUCAGACAAAGGACAUUUAGGAAUAGGUUUUUAACGUUUGUUGAUUUUUCAGCAAUAAUAGCGAGGCUAAUAAACAAAACAGGAGGGGCUGAUAUGCUUAUUGGAUUCUUGUGUCACACGCAGAAAUAGCUAAAAAAUACAAAAAUUGUCAACUUCUUGAUUUCUUAGAAAUGCCAUGUGCCGCAAAUUUUAUUGCGUAGACGUAUGGAAUAGCAUCCUAUCUGAAAGUUAAAAAGCGAUUUAGAACCUGGGCAGAUGAGAAUUCUGCAAUGUUUUUGGACCUACAAUUCUCGAAUUUGAUAUUAUGCGUUGAAGGGUCUCGAUUAGUAAUUUUUUUCAUUUGCCAGGUGCAACUAAACAGCUAUAUAUUACUGUUUCAUAGUAGAAAGAGAACUCUAGUGCAGCUCAGACACAAAAACGAAGCUCUGAUUAGCAGAGAAAAUAGAGCAAGCAGACUGUGAUUCUAGGCUUCGGAGAUUUCAGAAACCGGCAUAUUUUAAUUAACUUCGGUCCUGGGACAAAAACUCGCAUAGCGCUUGUAAAAACCACGUUAGAACGAUCUUAACUCCAGUUUCGUAGUUAGGAUAGAUGAGAGUAUCGACGGUAGAAAUAUAAGAGAAAUCUAUUUUUGAAGCCCAGAUCGAGUGGUCCGCUCUUACAGAGACGCCCUCUUAAGUGUGUCAGUGUGACAAUGUGGUGCUUUCUUCGUAAAGUAAAUGAUUUUACCAAACACUAGUGCAUAUCCGCUGGACUAUAUACGUUGGUAUGAAUAAUGUUUAUAUUUGUAACUGUGUCAUUAAUUUUCAUUUUCGAAAAUUGAUCUUUAUGUCUUUAUUUCUUGCAGACUAAAAUCAAAGUUUGUCAAAGAACACAUUGUUCUGAUUUGAUAUCGCAACUCAGUCAUAUUGUUGAUAUUCCAGCUCGUUGUGUAAGUAUUAUUAUACACACUGUAUAUAAAAACAGGGCCCCGGUUCGAUUCUUGCCAGAGAGCCUACAAUUGCAUUUCUCGCAAAUGCCCUUGGUUAGGUCUAAUAAAUGAAUAAAAUUCACACAGAUUGGGAAUUAACAAUUUCCUAUACCGGCAAGUUUUUCCUUGGUAUAUAGUCUCUUUUCAUAAAUGUGUAUUUUGAUUAUUAAUUUUUCAAAACUUCGUAUUGGGGGUAAGGUAAAUAACCCGGGUACACCUUGGAAAUCAUGCAGUAUUUGUUUUUUUUAAUAUAGCUUCUCUUGCUGCGUUCAAAAUACAGUAGAAUCUCUCAUAUAUAUGAUCCAAUAGAAGAGGUAUCACUGUCCUCCAACGAUGAAAUUCUUAUUGCGUAAGUAAAGUACAACAUAUAGAGAGUGAGAUACUGAAAAAUACACAGUGAGAUCUUUUCCAUAUAUUCACUAGUGAAGAUAUCGAUCACGUGACUUUUCCAAUUUGCUCUUGAGCGUGAAAUUUCGAAUUUUUUUUGCUUGGGUUGAAGAUAUGACUUUUAUCUUCUCGUGUUAAAAACAAUAUUUUACUCACUCGCUGCGCUCGUUCGUGAAAUAUUGUUUUCACCACUCGAAGAUAAAAGUCAUACCUUUGCGCCGCCGUGUAAUAUCAUCUAUGUAUUUUCCCAUGCCUGUGUUAAAACGGCGGUUUUCUGAUUGUUAAAAACGAAAAAGAUCAUAAGAACAUGUCUUUAAGAUUUGGGAUAGGUAUAUGCAUGUUCGCGAAAUAUAGUGUGAUAUAGUGGAAUACGUAUAUGUUCGCGAGAUAUGAGGUAUGAUACUGAGUUGAAUUAUUCUUCACAUAUCAAUUUAAUUUUGUAUUUGUGUGGUAUGGGAUUAAAAAACAAACAGGGAGGUUCGUCGAGGAUUGACACACUGCGAGAGGUUGGCAGCUUCCUGAACUCACCUCGCCUCGCUCGUUGUUACAAUUUUGUUGAGUGCAAUUUGGAUAUAAAACAUGCACGAGUGAGUUUUUCAAAGAGCAUGGCUAUUUGAGAUCUUUGAAAGAUUCACGAGUGCUUGUUUUUAUCACAUUGUUUAUCCACCAAUCAGAUCAGAUUAUUACAGAUUUUUUGCACGUUGUUCGGGAUUAACUGCACUAAAGUCAACCAUUCUCAAUCGAGUAACAUUUUUAUGUGUAUUAACAGAGUAACUGUAAUUUCAUUCUCUUAUCUAGCUGUGAGAUAGUGGUCUCAAAACAAGACGUUUCUUCAAGCAAUACGAAAGAUGAAAAUGCCUGUAGUGAAUCAUGUGAAAGCAAUUUUAAAAAGAACAUCGACAAACAUUGUAGUUAUGAUGUUGUUCAUAUUUCUGUUAUUCAGGUAUGACCAAAUGAUGUUACAAGUCAGUAAAUAAGGGGCUUAAGGUGAUUCAUCAGUCUUACGCACUUUUAUUGCACUUUUAUCGCGCUUAUCUAAUAAUAAAUUCUGGCUCCAAUUCUAGCUGUUUUGUUUCAUAAAUUACUUAUUCUUUUAGUUUCGACGUUUUAUUCAUCUAUUUGUUCUGUAUUUCAGAGAUUAACGCACAGUGUGACUGGCAAAUGUCACAAUUGCGGACUCGAAAAAUCUCCCCUAUCUUAUUGCUCAAAAUGUUGUAAAGUGGCAUAUUGUAAUAGGUAAUAAGAUUUUUAUUUACACAUAUUUUUUUUAUAAUAUUAUGAAUGUUUUAUCAACAUGUGUUAAUUGGAUAAGAAUUUCAUUCAAUCUGAUUUACAUAAAUGAAUGAUAUCGCUAAAAUCUAGUUGGCACAUUUAAGUAACACAUAUAGCAAUGUUUCAUACGGUAAAAGAAUUUGUCAACGUUCCAAUUUAAACGAGGUCGGAAAUGAUAGUUUUAUUUAAUACAAGGUUUACUGAUCUUAGAGCAGACUUUAUGUAUAAACUAAAUUCAAUAAAUCACUUGUUAAAACUAAAUAAAUCACUUGUUUCGUAUAAUAAUCAUGACUUGUUUAUGUAUGUGAUUGCGAUGGAAGACAAAUCCGUGGGGUCGUCAUUGGUAGCCAAGUAUUGCUUCGAUGUCCUAACAAAUUUUGAUCAAUUAUAACUAGCGAUAGAUGAACCAGGCGGAAAUCGUAAUCUUAAGAUAAAUAUUAAUGCAUGGCCAUCAUAAAAGUUAAAGUUAAGUUACGUUAAAGACGAAACGUUAGCUUUUUAAUAAAUAUUCUAAACUAUAUUUAUGUUAUGGCUCUUUUGCGUAUUUUAUGCUGGGCAUUAAUAAUUAUAACUAGUAUAAUUGUAAUUUUUUAUCUAGUCUCUUUGUAAAUUGAAUAUGUUUUUUAUUCUACUCUGGCAAAAUAGUGAAAUUCAUACUAUGGAAUUUUCGAUUACAUCAGUAAGCCAUUUAUUAGCGAUUCCCAGCAGCCUUUCUGCUCGUAUUCGACUGUUCCGCUUUGCUCGGGGGACAACCUUAAUUGAAAUAGCUGUAUCCAUACUAUUUCCAUACUAUAUCCAUAUUAUGGAGAUUGCAAUUUUGGAUUUCCAUAUUAUUUUCAACUAUAGAUCCAUACUAUUUCCAGUAUUGUGUUAUGUACCAGUACUGGUAGCUCUGUUUGUAUAAAGUUUGUUUAUAUAAAGCGCGUGCAGCCGAUCUGUAUCCGAUAUACAUAAAAAUAUUACUUGACUGUGAUUGGUUGAUUUCAGUGCAGUUAAUCUCAAACAGCGGUGGAAAAUUCUGUAACAACAGUGCAAAAAUCUGUAACAAACUGAUCUGAUUGGUCGGAAAAAACAAAUGGAAUCCAAAAUUGAACAAAACUAACAAAACUUGCAUAGUUGAGUGCAAAUCUCAAGCCGUUAGCAUUGUAUAAUUUGAUAUAACAAAGCAGGAAAACUCUGUCGGUGGACGGUUCGUUAAAAUCGUAAGUUACAGUAACAGCAAUUUUCUGGAACAUUUGUAUGUAUAUUAUUAAUCCGUAAUAUGAUGGUUUCUCGUGAAAUUCGGAUAAAACAAGCACUCGUGAGUUUUUCAAAGACCUCAAAUAGCACUCGUCCUUUGGACUCGUGAUAUUUUGAUGCUCUUUGAAAAACUCACCCGUGCAUGUUUUAACCAAAGUGCACACGAAACCAUGCUAUUACGUAUAUACUUAAACAUCGACAUAUAUAACAUUGUUAAGAGCUCAUGUUUAUAAAAUUUACUAAAUACAAAAGGUUUAAAAAAGCUUUAAUGCGUUUUUGUAUCCAUUUAACAAAUAUUUGCGCUAUCCAGUUUAUCAAUCAGUUUAUGUAUAUGAUGAAAGUCUUUUGAUAGCGUAUUUUAUGUGAAACUUAUUUUGGCAGGGAAUGUCAACGUAACAACUGGAAAUAUCAUCGUCAGUACUGCGAGUUCCAACCUUUCAUCAUUGGUACACCAUUUAUCAUCAGUAUAGACUCAUCUAAGGCAACGCUGGAUAAUCUCCAGAAGAAGGCAUUUUCCUAUGCGAGGUGAUUUACUGUACUUACCUAAAAAGAGGUUUAUUACGAAAAUGUCACGUAUCAUGUCACAUGUGACAAUGCCUUUUCACAUGUGAAGUGUUUUGACC
Molecule: messenger RNA, 13511 nt
Organism: Paramuricea clavata
Lineage: Eukaryota; Metazoa; Cnidaria; Anthozoa; Malacalcyonacea; Plexauridae
Source: the annotation of a GenBank genome assembly